Messenger RNA from Botrytis cinerea B05.10, 7865 nucleotides. RefSeq lists its product as hypothetical. NCBI's taxonomy places the organism in Eukaryota, Fungi, Ascomycota, Leotiomycetes, Helotiales, Sclerotiniaceae. The transcript is spliced from 2 exons. The record is from RefSeq and is a predicted model, not a curated record. The coding region runs from base 214 to 7314 and encodes 2366 amino acids.
GCGACUGGAUCGCAUUGAAUCACUAGAAUUAAUUCUUCGUGAUUGGAUUGCUGGUGGUAUCAUACUUUCGUUUCUGUAUCCAUAUAUUUCAUCCGAACUUCUUGAAAUUUCCGUUCAUUUCAUUGGAAACUGUCUCAGCUGAGAAGUUUAUCUUUACAUACCUACUUAUACAAUAUUGCAAGCUUGAGAUCGAUCCCUCAAUUGGAAAGGAAAAUGGUGUCGGUGGCAGAUUUAGUCACGAAAUUGCAUUCUAAUAUUGAUGAAAUUCACAAGACUAUCGCUUUAAUUAGCGACACUUCGAACCAUGAUGCGGAAAUUACACGAUUAGAAAGAGAUCGCGAUGAACAGCUUCAGCAAUUGAAGAUGGCUCAUGAGAUUGCGACGAAAGAAGGAGAGGAUGCACGACUUAAACAGGAACAAGAGAUCCAGGAACAAAUUCAGAGAGAGGAAGACGAGAUAACAGCGAGAAGGAAACGUGAAGACGAGGAGAGAAAAUUGAGAAUCGAGAACGCAGUGAAAGAGAGAGAAAAGGUAAGGCAAGAGGAGGAAGAGAAGAGGAAGGCCGAAUUCCAAAGCCAACAUAAAGAAGUUGAAGAUGGAAUCGAUGAAAAAAUGGAAAGAUUGGAGGAUGAGUUAGAGCAACAAAUGAUAGAUGGGCAAAAAGCUUUGGAAUCUUUAGAUUCCGCGAGAAGGGAAAUCAACAGACAGAUUGACGAGCAACUUAAUAUUCCGACUGUACUACCUAAGAUCCAAUACAAGAGCCGCAGAAAGGUUGUACUGAAUAAUCAAAAGUCGGAUUUAUUAUCAGACAAUCAGAACAGCAAGGGCACUGAGGAGGAUGCGGAAAAAAAUCCGAUUACAAACGAAGAUUUAGGUCGUGAUGUGAACGAGCACAAAGAUGAAGAUCCCCAGGAAAAUGUAGCUGAUACUAAGGACAGUGAAAAAGACCUUGUGGUAGAGCCAACAAAAGACUUAGAAGUUCAACCAGAUUCCUCAUUCUCAAGGGAGGUUGUUCCCCAAGAGCAAGUGGCGCAAUCAUCAAAUAUUGAGAACAAUGGUGAAUCCUCACAGCCUAUCGAAGAAACUCCUGGCUUAGUUCCUGAGGAGCAGCACAUGGAGCUUGAGGAGGUACAUCAAGUUGAUCAGCAACUCGGAGUUGAUAACAUUACUCCAGGUAGUCAGAAUCAUUCUGAGCAAGAACCAUUAGAGCCUGUAGAAGAAAUGGCCAAGGAGAUUGAUGACGCGCCUGAGCCUUCCCAGGAGGAUACAUCCACUAGCGCUGAUACCCCAAAGGAAACAAUUGACUUGACUCGGUCAAUUGAUAUUCCACAAAACGAGACCAGCGACAAUCUAAAGCAGGACCAUGUAUCUCAAGAACCGGAAAUCACAAAGGAUCUCAUCGGAGAGAGCCAAUCAACAGAAACUCCUCACGGCGAAGAACACGACUAUUCAAAGCAAGACAGCAGUCUGGCAGAGGCACCCAAAGAAGCCGAGACCGUUCAAGUGCUUGAUCCACACGAAUCUCCGGAAGACAGAGCAGCCAGAGAAGAAAUAGCUAAGCUGAACGAGGAGAUCCGACGUGCUAUGGAGGAGGAAGCAAAUGAAGCAAUGGUUCCUCAGCUGGAAGCCAAGAAUGUUUCUCCGACUGCGCAAACUACAGAAUUGGAAGCGCCACAUGUUCAAGAACCUGUUGAGACAGGGCAUUCUGCAAGUGAAAACGAGUCAGAGGAUAAAGACCUUCCGAAAGAAGAUACUUUACCUCAAGACGACGGCACACCAGUCGUCGAAGCCCCCGAUAUUCAGAUUGAAAAUGAUGACUCUGAACCAAAGACAAUUCCCGAGACAGUCGAAGUUGACAGCGCCCCAAAAGAUCAAAUUAUCUCUGAGAACAAUGAAUCCGAAAAUGAAAACGCAGAAUCUCUCGAACCAGAAGUGCAAGUAAAUGGUAUAACACACGAUCCAGUCCAGAUCGAAACCCCAGAGCAACUUUUAGAUGAGGAGCCUUCAUUAGAGGAACCAUCAAAUCACGAUCCCCCACUUGAGAAUCAUGAAGCAUCACAGAAUGAGACAUUAGCUGUCGAUGAACAUCCAAACGAAGCUCAACACAGCACAGUUUAUGAGAUGCCCCUGAGCUUGAAGAACAAGGAAAUCUUAGCUCCUGUGCCUGACGAAGAGUCUGACACUGCCAUCAAUGAUCAGGGUGACUCGGAGAUAGAUAAUGAGGAUGAUUCGAUGCCCAAGGAUUCUGUGAUCCUAGACAUUCAAGAAGAUGCGAACCAAGCAUCAAUUGAAGAGAAGAAAAUUCACGAUGACCCAGAACUGGUCCACGAUAACGAGUCGAACGUUCUAAAGGAAUCUAUGGAAGAAGCCAUUGAAACAACACUUCCUGAUCCAGCCGAUGCAGAGGCUGAUCAACUAGAUGAGACUCCGGAGAUAACUCCUGAUGACUCGGAGUCUGCCAAUAAAAGUGAAAAUGUCGCACCUGAGGAACCUGAAUCUAAGGCAAUUUUAACACCUCUGCCAGAUCCAGUAGAAUCAGAGAGCGCUCAGCUCAAUGAGGAACCAGCACUAGAGUCUGAGUUCUUGUCAAGCGAUCUACCAGAAGUUGGCAAAGACGAAGUGGAACCUAUUGAACCUAUAAAGGCUGAAGAUUCUAUCUCCGAACCUAUGCCUAGUUUGAUCCAGGAUGCACAGCUCAAUGUGACCGAGCAAGAUAUUGCUGGUGGAGAGUCCACAGAUACCAAGGCAUUAGAACACGUGAAUGAAUCUAAAGUCGAGGACGUAAAUCCAGACCAAGAUCACAAUGAGCAAAUUAAAGAGUCUGAAAAGGGCUUUGAAGAUGCUGCAAGUAUGGAUUUAAAGCCUGAAGAUACCGAGAAUUCUGAAAGCGGACAUGCUCUCGAAAAACAUGAAAGAUCGCCAUCUGUCUCAUCCGAAGUAGAGGAGACGAGAAGCAUCUCAAAUGAAUAUUUUCUACACUCAGAGCCCACCCCGGAUGUGAUAUUACCAGACAUCGAAGGCCAUGAGGAUUUUGAAACUCAUGUGUUACCCACCGAUCUUGAAUCUGCUAGCAAGGACAAUGAUGUUAUCGAUGAAGCUACUGUUCUGCCGCAAGAGGAGCAUCAUGCCGAAGAUACUGAUAUUGAUUCUCCUGCAAAUCCUCCAACCGAUACCAAUACAAAUCACGAAAUGGAGCUAUCUGAAACUCAUGAUAUCGUUUCGAAUGACACCCCCGAAAAGACUGAGAUAGCUGCUGAGCCGGCUAUUACGAUUCCCGAACAAAUCCAAGACGCGGUUGAGUCUCCUGAUAUUGGUACACGUGAUCUGAACGUGCCAGUAGAAGACGACAGAGCGGUAGAUGAGAAACAGGUUGAAGAAGCUCCUAUUAGUGAUACGAAUGAGAUCUCGGGGACCGUUGAUCCUGUUCAAUUACCAGGUCACAUCAAGUACCAAAUUGAUGAGCCAGCUGCUGUUCAGCAAGAGAAUAGCAAUGCACCAGAGAGUGAGCCCGCUACCAAGGAACAGGGAACUAUCUCUGAAGUAUCACUUCCUGGCAUUGAGAACAAAGACCUAAAGAUCGACCAAGAGAGUGAAGAACCACUGGUAGUGGCUGAUAGUACAGAUCAAGUACGAAUAAUGGAGGAAGCAGCCGCAUCUGGCCCUCAAGAGUUCGAAGGCACGGGAGAAGCAACUUUAAAUUUGGACGUUGGGUCACCACUGCCUUCGCCGACAAUUCAAAAGACUGCCAUUGACGAUGAUGAAAGUCUCCACUCAGGUGACAUGAUUCAAGAAGAAAAUCAUAUCGAUUCAAAGGAAAUGAGCCACGAACAUCCUGAAGUUGGGGAAACUUCUGUCUCUCACAAGAUUGAAAGCGUGGAACCAACAACAUUAAGUCAAUCGACUCCUGAAGAUAUUCAAACGCCGGAACAAGUUGUUGAGACUGAGCCAUUGACUUCGGAAAAUGAGGCACCUAUACAUCAAGAAGUCAAGGAAGUCCUAGAGCAGACAAAUAAUGAUUCUACACUGGAGACUCAAGAACACCCUGAAGACAAGGAACUUCCUACCACUUCUAGCGAGGAGCCAGUGCAAGAGAUGCUUCAUCUUGCCGAUGAAAUACCAUUGAAAGAAAGCAUAGCAGAACCCGAAAGCCAACAAGAUAUAAGUUCCGCGCCUCAGACCAUUACCUCGGUGCCAGAGACAUCUGCUCUAGAAAGCUCGAAUGGCGAAGCAUCUGUACUGCCGCUCGAGGUAAAACAAAUGAAUGCCGAGAGAGACGAUGAUAAUGAUAAGGGCAGCGUAAAUGACGAAAGUGUCGAUCCUGUUCAUGAAGAAAGAGAGAUCGACGAGGCACAAGACCAUCACAUUGAAAAGCCUAGAGAAACUGGGCAUCCUAUCAAUCUCGAGACAGAAGAUGAGUCACACCCAAGCCCAAACAACUCGGCGAAUUCUGAAGCGAUCCACGACGAACUAUUCUCUCAAGAAAGCGAACAGCCUGCUGCCAUCGAAUCGGAAUCAAUCAACACUGAGCCAAAAGUGGAAGAAACUAAACCAGAUAUCCAACCUCAACCUCAACAAGCACCACACGAAGACCCUGAAGAUGUUCGUGCUAGAGAGGAGAUUGCUCGUUUGAACGCAGAGUUUAUGAAAGCUGUAGAGGAAGAACAAGCCACUGAACAAGAGAAUAAACCUGUUGAUAUGAGCACAGAGAAUAAUGGCAAUGAUUUGGACAAAAGCGAAAUUGUUGAAGCAGAGCAAGAGAGACCAAGAAGAGAGAGUGCCGAAGAUACCGCAGCAAGAGAAGAAAUUGCUUUGCUAAAUGAGCAAAUGAAACUGCUUAGUCAACAACAAGAGAAUGGGGACAAAUCUGCUGAUGUUGAGGGUGAAAAAGAAAAGAGCCAUGUUGUUGCUGAACAUGAACCCCAAAAACUCGAACCUAAAGAGCCAUCGGAUACCCUAAACGAAAAACCCCAAAGUGCAGAACACAAGGAAGAAGAAGAUUUCCACACCGCACUCAUUCAGCAAGAUGAGCAUCUAAACCCUUUCGAACACCCAGAUGCAGUUUUGAGUGAUGAACAAAGUGUCGAGUCAGCCACUGAAGAGCCAAGUGAGGAAGUUACCGCUUUACAGUAUGAGCAUGAAGAUCACAAUCCAGAAGACUCGGACUCAGAUGGUGAAAAGACCGAACAAGGCGAGGAAACAGAACCUUAUUCUGGAAGUGAAGAUGAAUGGGAUGAAUCUGGGGAAGAUGAGGAGGGACCGCUUCCUUAUCUUGAGACUAUCCGGGAAGAAUCACAUGAUGGUGCCUCUCGUGUCGGCGAAGAUCACGAGGAUGACGACGAGGAGGAGGAAGGAGACAUGCCAAAGAGUAGAUUCUUCCAUCCACAUUGGCAGUAUGAGGACUCUGUUGAUGAUAAUGGGUUGAAAGAACAAAGAGAAAACGAUUUAGUAGUAUCAAAGUCAGAAAAUCCAUCUAUCAAGGAAAUCUCAACAGAAAUCCUUCCAGACGAGCUUGACCAUCCAAGCGGAUCCAAUCUUGAGGUUUCCGAUUUUGAGUCGAGGAAAAGACCACAGACACCAAUGGCACUGAUGUUUGGCUCCGAUGUCAAAGAAAAGGAGUCGCCUCACGAAGUCAGUGGCACAGAUAAAUUAGUCGAUGGUAUUCCAGAAGCACCAAUUGAAAACGCGACCGUUUCUAAUGCUACGGACCUACCACGGGUGUUAGAGCCAAGUCCUGAGAUUGAGGAAAAUCGUGAAAAGUCCGAGCCCGUGGAAGAGGAAGACCUUGUGGAGAAUAACAACCUCACUCCCAAACCUAAACCUCGACGUCCAGCAUCGUUGUAUCACCGAAACAGUGAUUUAAGUCCAGAGCAUGAAGCAGUAUUCUCGAGAGUUUCACAGAUCCGAAGCAGUCUGACCCCUUCACCGGAACCACAUCAGUCACCUAUAUUGAGUCCUAGGUCAAGAUCUGAGAGAUUUCCACCAGAUGAACACCGAAAUUACUUAGAUGCCUCUAUCAACAACGCCUAUAAUGGAUGGGGAUAUUCCCAAGACGGUGAGCAGCAACCAGAUUACAGAACUCAAUUGAACAACGACAAUGGUCGUAACCGCUCCCAUACAGUUGAUACAGUUCCAUCAUUUGAACAUUAUGCAUCAGAUGAUGGUGAGUCAGGUCCUGCAACUCCACCUCAACAACCUCAAUACUCUGAUCCUGUAUCUCAACAACCACACAUUAGUCAGAUGAUGACAACGGAAUUUGAGUCAUCUGAAGGAUGGCCACAUCCUAAUGAUGAUACCCAGGACGAUUCUGCAAACCAAGAACAAAACCUUGAUGAAAUUAUCAAAUCUCCUAAUCUACAGGAUGCUGCAGAAUUUGACACCUUCAACCCACAAGAAUACAAAUCUCCUAAUCUACAAGAUGCUGUUGAAUUUGACCCUUUCAAUCCGCAAGAAUACAAAUCUCCAAUUCCAAGCCCUGCACAUUCAUCUUCCUUUAACGUAAGUAACGUACACGUGGAUCAAGAAUAUCCUCCAGUUCUAGCACCAAAUCCACCAUCACUUAUUCCUCCUGAGAAGAUCUUGAGUUCCAAUGCACCUGCAUCAACGCCAAUAUUCACGGCUCAAACUCCCACCCAGACCGAAGAAAAAUCAACUUCUCAACUACCACCAAACCUCCAUUCCGUUCCUUGGACACAAUCAGAAGAUCCCUACAAAGCAGCGACCCCGGAAAAAGAAACCGCAUCUCCACAACGUAAUCCAAGACCUGUUAGUUCUAUCUUUGCUAGAACACGCUCUCUAUUUGAAGCAGGACCAGCCGAUUCAAGUCCACCUCCUAAACAGAGACCGCUCUCCGGAAUGAGUAUUUUCAAUGUUGGUUCACCGAGUCGUUCGAAUACGCCGGUUCAAACCAGACCACAUAGUCUUUCGGUCUCGAGUCUGAGAAGCAGGAGUGAGAGUUUGUCAAAGCGAUCGAGUUUGAGUUUUGGGGAAAACGCGAACUCUAAGGUGGAUGCAAAUGUGAAUACAAAUGCUAACGCCAAGGUCAAUGCCACUGCCAAAGAUGACUAUGAUCCAGACACAGACGCAGACUUCCUGCCAAAGAGUUUAGACGGCGAUGGAAGAUCACCUAGUCCGGCCUUUGGAUUACCGGGGCAUAGGAGUAGUGGAAGUUUUGAUAGGGGAAAGCUAUAUGGAGAUGAAGAUGACCCCUAUUUUACGAAUAGCGGGGAGAAGGGAAGUGCGGGAUGGAUGGGGGGUUCGGGAGUAGGGAGUAUGAAAGGUGCGGAGAGAGAGCCUCUCUUGAAGGAUGGGAAUUGACUUGUUCACCCUGUAUCUUUAAGGAAACAAAAGGGUUUUAGAAGGUCUAGAAAAAUGAAAUGGAGAGCUGGUAGAAGGCCAAGGAAAGUGGUGGAGAAGGGGAAGGAUGAGGUCGAGAAGAGAACAGAGGGGAUGGGAGAGAGGGGAAUUGCGAAGGGACAAUACAAAUUAGCGUUUGUGUGGGUAGAAGGAUGGAGGGAAAGAUUGAAGAGAACGAGCGGUUUGGUGGAUAAAGUGAGGGAGGAGGGAAAGUAUGAGGGGGAGGUAACGAAGAUUGAUGUAGACUGGUUGGAAGAGGGGGUGGGGAGGAUGGGGACUUAGUAAUUCAGAGCGAGGAUAUGGAGUAAGCGAGGAUUUUGACUUGGAAAGGGGUUUGGAUCACUAAGAUAGUGGGAGAGAUUGGAAAGGGGAGUCUGGUUUGAAGAGGAGUUUGGGAGUGUAUUGUAGAUCUAUGCAUGUUCAUUUAUGCAUAUCCUCUAUUUUGGGCCUUUAAAGUAGCUAUUCUGUUUUGUAUGAUAUUCAAUCGAUUAAUCUUAUGAGUUCAAUUUUCA